CACCUUACGGAGUAGAACUUCACCACAUGGUCCAUGGUAGGUAUUCUCUCCCCGCAGGCCUGCACCCGAUGAUCCCUCGUUUUGAUUCGAAGAAUCCGAAGACCCCGUUCAGCCUUAUCUUGACCCUCUUUCGAUCCCUCUAAACGCCUCUUGCAUCGCCGGUGAGGGCAGCUGUUACCCCCGAAAAUGAAGCACAUGCGCCGGCUCGUCCCUCCGACGAGAGCCCUUCGCCAGAUCCUCCUCACUCCUCAACCUACCUUUCGUCCAGAUUUCUUCCGACUCGGCCCUAGAUUGAAUGAAGUCCCUUCUCGAUUUUACAGCCCCACGAGCAGUUUGUUCAAGUUCCGCGGAAAGUCAAAUCCUCGUGCACUGCCACAAUAUAUUCUAGAUGAAGACAUCGGGUCCCAAUUUAUUCAGCUGGUGAACGAGAACAACAGCCUUAACCCCCCCGCAACCCUCCGCGAAACUUUGCGAUCCGUCAAUCGCUCGGAGGAUUGUUUGUUGCAGGUAUCGGCUGGCCCCGAGGGCGGGUUCCCAAUCUGCAAAAUUGUGAACAAAUUCGAGUUGCGCGAACAGGCCAAGGAGAAAGCGAAGGCUCCCCGGGAUGGCCUCAAGCAGCUGGAGCUGAACUGGGCGAUCGAUAGCCAUGACCUGUCUCAUAGGAUGAAGCAGCUCACGACAUUUCUCGAGAAAGGCCGGAAGGUGGAGGUGAUCCUGACGAAAAAGAAGCGCAAGAGAGCUCCUACUGUGGAUGAGGUCAAGUCUCUGAUGGAGCGGGUGCUGGAUACCGUUCGGGAGGCCAAGGCUGUACCAGUGAGACCCAUGGAAGGGGAGCCAGGCAGACAUGUGGUUCUGGUGGUGAAAAAGGAGAGUUGAAGAUUUUGCAUCAAGGUUGAUUGGAGUUUAAUAUGUAUACUAUUGAUGGUAUGGGUUUGGGGGUUCUUUGUAUGUAUAUAACGACGUAUCAGUGCUUGGACAGGAUCGAGCAGGCCUUCCAACCAAUUUUGACAGAUCGUUCUGCUCGGUUCCCGACUGGAUGAUAUCCGUAUGAUGGGUACGAUUUGCCAUGCUCAUGCUCUGGCUCCGAGUAUGGCGUCUAUCUUGAGCUAUCUAUGCUAGACCAUGGUAGAGCGGGAGAGGACGAGUUCAGAUGGGAGCCGUGUGCACGCCCCACCUCGGUGGAAA
Molecule: messenger RNA, 1185 nt
Organism: Aspergillus sclerotioniger CBS 115572
Lineage: Eukaryota; Fungi; Ascomycota; Eurotiomycetes; Eurotiales; Aspergillaceae
Product: putative translation initiation factor IF3
Exons: 1
Coding region: 187-876 (229 amino acids)
Biological process (GO): mitochondrial translational initiation; ribosome disassembly
Cellular component (GO): mitochondrion
Molecular function (GO): ribosome binding; translation initiation factor activity
Source: RefSeq, a predicted model, not a curated record